Messenger RNA from Saccoglossus kowalevskii, 951 nucleotides. Its product is annotated as carbohydrate sulfotransferase 9-like. The record is from RefSeq and is a predicted model, not a curated record. Gene Ontology annotation, cellular component: membrane. Gene Ontology annotation, molecular function: sulfotransferase activity. Gene Ontology annotation, biological process: carbohydrate biosynthetic process. Lineage: Eukaryota; Metazoa; Hemichordata; Enteropneusta; Harrimaniidae.
AUGAAUACAAAGAAACUGGUAUUCAUCAUUCUGCUAGGUGGUAUGAUAACAGUGAUGAGACUUCCUCAAAAAUAUUUGACUUUUAUUAAAAAAAUCGGAGACAAAAACAAUGUUCCACGUGCUACUAUAAAUAAUGCAGUGAAGAACACGACAACAAUAAAGCAUAGGGUUUCCGUAAAACAUCCAGUAAAAAACCCCUAUGACCCAAGACAAGCCAGUCAGGAAAGAUUAGAAAGGGCUGCACUUGAAUGUACUAAACACAAUAUUGUCUAUAACAACUCGCAUGUAGAUUCUUUAUUAGUAUCGCAUAUGUACAAAGUUAUAAUCAAACUCAUAUCUAAAGUGGGGUCACGUACUUGGAGAAGAGUGAUGCGUGAAAUCGAUCCAACAUCUGAUGAUGCCGAAAACAGAAGAAUCUUGUCAUCUCUGACGUCAUCCGAGAUUGAUCAGUACGUUAGAGGAGUGUUCUUCCGAGAACCGCUAGAACGAAUUGUUUCAUAUUACCACUUUGUAUUUUCUCCCGAUACACCGCAGUCAACUAGUUAUUUCAAUCAAUAUUAUAAGUAUAUGAGAAAUGGACACGUGAAUGCUACUAUGAAUAAUAAACCGUACUUGACGUUUAGUCAGUUUGCACAGAUGAUUAUUGAUUAUGACACGAAACCAGCACGAUCUUGGCACUGGGAACGUCAAUACCUAGUCUCUCAUGUUUGUUCAUAUAAUUACACGUUUGUUGGACACAUGGACCACCUCGCUCAAGAUGCUCCUUACUUUGUACAGCUGGCAGUAGGUGACUUAUUCCAUUAUCCAGAAGUUCAGGAGAGAACAGGCUCCGUCAGAUUCAAGGAAACAAUGUCAACUCUGCCACACAAAAUUAUUGAUCAACUCAUUAAUUACUAUAGGUUAGAUUAUGAAAUUCUCGGAUUCAAAAUUCCAGCUUUGUCUAAGAAAUAA